This is a messenger RNA of Aegilops tauschii subsp. strangulata, 1198 nucleotides long. RefSeq lists its product as uncharacterized. NCBI's taxonomy places the organism in Eukaryota, Viridiplantae, Streptophyta, Magnoliopsida, Poales, Poaceae. The record is from RefSeq and is a predicted model, not a curated record.
AUGGGGAGGUCGCCGUGCUGCGACAGGCGGAGCGUGAAGCGUGGGGCGUGGUCGCGGGAGGAGGAUGCCAUCCUCACCGGCUUCGUCCAGAGGUUCGCCAAUGCCGGCAACUGGAUGACGCUGCCACACAAAGCAGGGCUUAACCGCUGCGGCAAGAGCUGCCGCCUACGGUGGCUCAACUACCUCCGCCCGGCGCUCCGGCACGGCCGCUUCACCGACGAGGAGGACAGCCUCAUAUUGUCCCUCUACGCCGACAUCGGAAGCAAGUGGUCCGUGAUCGCCGCCAAGCUCCCCGGCCGAACGGACAACGACGUCAAGAACCACUGGAACACCAAGCUCAAGAAGAGGCACCUGCUGGCCAUGGCGCCGUCACCAACUCCUCCUACCGCGGCCACCGACAGCCCUUCCGCCUCCGACUCCGAUGAAUCCUCCCUCCCCCCUCCACCUCUCGACGAAGCCGCCGUCGCCACGGCGGACCACGGCGGAGAGCUCACGCACAGAUCGGAGGAGCUGUACGCCGAGCUCAAGGGGCUCAUCCAACAGCAGCCCACCAACGGGGACGUGAGGUCGUCAUCGUCGUCGUCGUUGCCAUUGACACCGACGGCUGGUGCAAGUUCUGCCGGCGUCACCAGCACUGGGUGGCCCGUAGACGACAGAGAGUUCUUGCCGGAGUCCAGCGGGAGCAGCAUGGUCGUUGACCUUGACGAUCCUUGCGCUGCUCACGCAUUCGGUGCGACGACUUUCCAAGACUUGCUGGCCUCGUCUUAUGACGAGAUCAUAGGGACGGAAGGGUUACUCUACUACUAGGAACGAAUUGGGGUUCUAGGUUCUGAAGUAGCUUGUGAUAAAACCGUUGUAUAUAAAUAUAUGGAUGUGGCUUGGUCUCGGUCAAGUGAUAUUAUAAUACAGUAUAUAAAAAAGAAAAAAACUGAAGUAUGAAUCUCCCUGCAAUAUCUAAGGGAUAUACUCUCUCUGUCUCAAAAUAAGUGACUCAACUUUGUACGAAAGGUGUUGGGGAUAUAGUUAUUGAGUUAACCCGCCCAAGAAGGGACGGGUCAUAUUCAUGGCGACUCAUAAAGACAAAGCCCAAGAAGGAAUUGAAGAUGGCGGUUUAAGAGGAUAACUUAUGAAGGGCCCAAGGCCCAAAGACGGCUUAAGGCCCGUAGGUGUAAACCGUCAUAUGUAUAUAACUUGUAUG